AUGCCCCGCCAACAGCGUCCCCGGACCCCCUCCCUCCCCACAACAGAGGACGAGGACAACUCCAAACCCCUCCCGGACCCAUCCACCGACGGCCAAAAACAAAAGCCGCAACGCCCCGGCACCUCGGGCACCGAAGCGGCGCUCAAAGUCUCACGCCGGCAAGCCUCCGAAAAGUUCCGCCAGGCAGAGCGCGCCGAGCGCGCGUACCGGGCCAAGAAGCGGUCGGCCGCGACGCGCGCCAACUACGCCGACGCCAAGGACCACUUCCGGCAGGCGCGCGAGCAUUUCGGUUUGGGGUUCAAGCUGCUGUCGGCGGUGGUCAAGGGGUGGCCGUAUGUGUUGAGGGAGAAGCGCGAGGCGAGGCGGCUGCGGGGCGAGGAGGAGAAGCGGCGGAAGGUGUUGGAGAUGAAGAGGCGGUUGGAUGAGAAGUUGGGGGAGGGGGAGGGUGGUGCCCGUGACGGUGAGGAGGGGGAAGGGGUGAAGGUUGUUUGA
Messenger RNA from Chaetomium fimeti, 492 nucleotides. RefSeq lists its product as uncharacterized. Lineage: Eukaryota; Fungi; Ascomycota; Sordariomycetes; Sordariales; Chaetomiaceae. The transcript has a single exon. The record is from RefSeq and is a predicted model, not a curated record. Bases 1 to 492 code for a protein of 163 amino acids.